AUGGCACCAGAGUAUGUGAUGCAUGGGCAAAUCUCUACAAAAUCAGAUGUGUACAGCUUUGGCGUCCUACUUUUGGAAAUAGUGACGGGUAAAAGAUGUGCCGGCUACUAUGGCUCUAAUCCUCCAACUGACCUUAUAAGCUAUGUAAGAAUCAGCAUAACCUUUUAUAUCUACAUUCUGGUUAUCUACUUUGAUGCUCCUUUAUCAUUAGCUUCUCCAUAAUUUUACCUUAUCUGGAAUAUUUCUAUAGAUUUGGCGGCAUUGGGAAGAAGGGAACCCAGUACAAGUGCUCGACGAAGGCAUAGCUGAUGGUUGUUCAGCUGAAGAAGUGUUGAGGCACAUCCACAUUGGACUACUUUGUAUCCAACAUGACCCACUGGAGCGUCCCAGUAUGUCAUUGGUGGUCUUGAUGCUCAGUAGCUACUCAACAUCUCUCCCGGCUGUAUCCCCUCUUUCAAGCUUCACUUACAUGAGCACAGUCACCAAUGGAGACCCAAAAGUGACCAGCACUCCAAUGGGUGGGCCCUCCAUCCCUUUGAACCCAGUCAAUGACAUGUCACCCAUCAACUCAGACAUAACCACAUUAGAGCCUCGCUAG
Spirodela intermedia is the source of this 598-nucleotide messenger RNA. Lineage: Eukaryota; Viridiplantae; Streptophyta; Magnoliopsida; Alismatales; Araceae. The record is from the annotation of a GenBank genome assembly.